This is a messenger RNA of Perkinsus marinus ATCC 50983, 264 nucleotides long. RefSeq lists its product as hypothetical. Lineage: Eukaryota; Perkinsozoa; Perkinsida; Perkinsidae. The transcript has 2 exons. Bases 1 to 264 code for a protein of 87 amino acids. The record is from RefSeq and is a predicted model, not a curated record.
AUGGCAGAAGAUGGUGGCGGUGCUUAUGGUGAUGGUAAUGAGCGAAUUCACUACGGCGCAUCGUUGCUUGAAGGGAGGAGCAAUCCGCACUCCAUAGGUGGUACUGAGGUAUGGGGCUGCGUGCAAAUGUACAAGAGAGCUACGCCCGUUAUUCGAUCGAAUCGGGUCAUUGGUGGCCAAAUUGCUGCGAAAACGGCUUCACAAUCUACUCAGAGGGAUACUCUGCCUUCGAAAAGGCAAAAGAUCAUAUGGCCCGGUGUUUGA